Molecule: messenger RNA, 2786 nt
Organism: Balaenoptera acutorostrata (minke whale)
Lineage: Eukaryota; Metazoa; Chordata; Mammalia; Artiodactyla; Balaenopteridae
Gene: TK2
Product: thymidine kinase 2
Exons: 11
Coding region: 491-997 (168 amino acids)
Biological process (GO): nucleobase-containing compound metabolic process
Cellular component (GO): mitochondrion; cytoplasm
Molecular function (GO): deoxynucleoside kinase activity; ATP binding
Source: RefSeq, a predicted model, not a curated record
GUUGCUGCGGCCGCUGCGGAGCUGGGCCUCCCGGGCGCUGCGCCGCGACAGGCCCCGGAGCCCCGCCUCCAGCCCGGGGUCGCUAGGGGCGCAGCGUUGGGCCUGGCCUCGGGUGGCUCGCCCGCCAACCCCUCUUACACCGGAGCUACGAGUGGAGGUCACUCUGCGUUUUAACUAGCUGGACACCCAUCAGUGAGGAUCAUAAAUAUAAAAUGUGUGGAAAACGGAAAGCAGAAUAUACUAAGUGACCAAAGCUGAGCACAACUGGGGCCCUGACGUGCCAACAGGACCCCGGCGGCAGUUUCAGUGUCACACAGAUAAAGAUAGAGAAAAUGAAAAAGAGAAAAAAUCAGUGAUCUGUGUCGAGGGCAAUAUUGCAAGUGGGAAGACGACAUGCCUGGAGUUCUUCUCCAACACAACUGACAUCGAGGUGUUAACGGAGCCCGUGCCCAAGUGGAGAAACGUCCGAGGCCAUAAUCCUCUGGGUCUGAUGUACCAGGACGCCUGUCGAUGGGGCCUCACGCUGCAGACAUAUGUGCAGCUUACCAUGCUGGACCAGCACACUCGUCCUCAGACAUUGCCUGUACGGUUGAUGGAGCGGUCGAUUCACAGCGCAAGAUACGUUUUUGUAGAAAACUUGUAUAGAAGUGGGAAGAUGCCUGAAGUGGACUAUGUGGUCCUCUCGGAAUGGUUUGACUGGAUUGUGAGGAACAUCGACGUGUCCAUUGACUUGAUCGUUUAUCUCCAGACCACUCCUGAGACCUGUUACCAGAGGCUAAAGAUGAGAUGUAGGGAAGAGGAGAAGGUCAUUCCACUGGAAUACCUGGAUGCUAUUCACCACCUGUACGAGGAGUGGCUCAUCAAAGGGAGCCUUUUCCCCGUGGCGGCCCCUGUUCUGGUGAUUGAGGCUGACCACGACAUGGAGAAAAUGUUAGAACUCUUUGAACAAAACCGGCACCGAAUACUAAUUCCAGAGGAUCGGAAGCUUGGUCCAUAGGAUGGGGAAGAUCAUGCCAGAGAAAUGCCCGCUGCUGCCAAGUUAGCUCUCACGAGCAAUUUGGAACAAUCCACUCUUGGGAGGGCUUUCUAUCUGGGCACAUUUGUCUUCCUAAUGGUCUUCUCUCCUUUACCAGUGUCUUUUUCCUGGGAUUCUGGCCCUCGUGGGUAAAUGACAUGAUGGGACCAAUGGGUUUGUCGCAGCCUUUUGGUGUCGCAGCCUUGCAUUCCCCCGGUGGUUUCCCACCUCUGGAUUCCUCUAAGUUAGGGAAGAGCCACCUGACUGACCCUGGGCUCAUGGUCUCUAGCCCUUCAGACCAUCCUCGAGGGCGAGGUAGCGGUCUUACAUCCCAGGGGAGGAAGUUGAAGCUCAGACAGGCUAAGGGACUCCCCGGGGUCACACAGCCAGUGACAGUGGAGUCAGCACCAUUCAGACUUUUGGUGACUCCCAAACGAUCAGUCUCUUGCCCCAGGCUGCCUCAUCCCAAGAGCCCUACCUUCCCUGCUGGAGAGCCCCGCACGUGCGUGGGAGUGUGUGUGUGUGUGUGAGUGUGUGAGUGUGUGUGUGUGUGUGUGUGUAGUGGGGGCAGCAGUGCAUGCAGCCAGCAUCAUCAUUUUCUCCUGAUUUGAGCAGCUCCUGAGGACAGUUAGCAUUUCUAGACUUUCACAAAAUUGUGCGGUAUUUGGCUCGAGCCCAGUGUUCAGUAAUUCACUAGCAUGAGGCUGAUGUGGUACUUACCACCUCGUCAUCGGGACUUCCCCAUCCUUAGAAGAAUCAUGGUUUGGCUCCUGAAUGGUGCUCGGUCUUCUUGGUGACGAAGGUCCUGCUUGAGCUGCUGCCGAUUCCCCGGCAGGGCAAUGGCCUGUGGCGCCAGGCUGGUGUGCCCAGUGCUGUGCUGGGGCAAGGGGCUGCCAGCCUGGCUUCUGAGGCUCCCUUCCUCCAUAGUGGCCUUGUGUGAAGAGCUUCACCCUUGGAAUUCCUGGGAGUUUGUGGCCCAGGGGAGAGACACAGUGGCCUUACGUCUUUUUGAAAUGUUUUUCCAUCCAAAGGGACACCAUGGGCCCUAGGGCAUGAACCAUCUUUAUUAGUUCAGAGACUAUCUUAGCUCCCCUCAGCUGUAACAAUGCACUGAAGGCACGGCUUUCUCCUGAGUCAAGUAGGAAGCAAGAGAAAGGAAGAACAUUCUCUUCAGGGACAGUCUGGGCAGGAAACUUGGGGCUGGCAAGCAAAGGCUCUUGGAGCACUGGAGCUCCUGAAUUUUGGAGGUGGGUGGAGAGAGCUUCCAGAAGGCUGUUUGCAGACACGGGGAAGGAUUGAUUAUGAACUUGGGGAAACAGGCCUUGGCCUCUCCCGAGUGGUGGUUGGUGUACCUGAAGGUUGGAAGGCCUCGUCCCAGCCUCUGUGUGAGUGUGGCACCUGUGCACGUAAUUCUCUGACGCUACAUAGGUGAGAGGUGCCCCUGGUGGCCCGGGCCCAGAGGCAGCACUAGGAGGGCAGCACUCUGGCUUCCGGCCCUUUCUGGCUGGACUGACUCCUGGGCCGUGUGCACAGGGUGAGGGCGGGAGCCGGGUGGGGAUGUGUCUCUCAGCCCAGUUGUUGGUGAUGGACCAGAAACCUGGGGAAGGCAGCGCCUCUGCUUCCAGGCAUCUGGACAUGCUGGGACCAUCUUUGGGCCUUUGCAAACAAACAGUCCAAUUUCCCCUCAACUUGAGCAUCUGUUUUGGGGGAAAUGUGAUUUAAAAAAAAAAAAAAUCUUGCUCUGUGAUAGCCAAUAAAUCCUUCACUUAAA